AUGCAGGCGCUGCCGAGAGCCAGUCCCUCAUUUGCGCGGGAGCAUACGCAGCCCCAGCAGCAGGAACAGCAGCAGCAGCAGCAGCAGCAGCAGCAAAAACUUCAGCAGCAGCAGGAACAGCAACAGCGGCAGCAGCCGCAGCACCUGCAGCAAAGACUCCAGCAGCAGCAGCACCUGCAUCAGAGCUUCCAGCAGCAGCAGCUACAACAGCUCCAAUGGGAGCUUCAGCAGCAGCAUCAGCAGCUUGAGUGCCAUCUGGAACAAAUAAGGCAAGAACAGCAGCAGCAGCAGCAACAACGACGCUACUACCUCCAGACCCAGAAGCAGCAGCAGCAACAACAACAGCAACAACGCUACUACCUGCAGAUCCAGCAGCAGCAGCAGCAGCAGCAAGAACAACAACAGCGGUACUACCUCCAGCCACCGCCGCAGCAGCAGCAUCAACAACGCUACAACUUUCAGACCCUGCAGCAGCAGCAACAACAACAACAACAGCAGUACCGCUACUACCUCCAGACUCAGCAGCAGCAGCCGCAGCAGCAGCAAGGCAAUGGCGAAAGCUGCGCGCCAGGCGCUUGCUGCAGUGCGCUCAGCAGCAGCAGCAGCAGCAGCAGCUGCUGCGGUGGGCGUGCUGCAGCAGCGCGCUGCGGCGCAGCGGCUUGCUGCGGAGGUGUCUGUACACCUGAAGAGCCAGCGCAUGCGUGCUGCGCUGCGCUGCUGCCGCUGCAGCAGCGGCUGCUGCUGCUGCUGGGGGGCUUUCUGGUGAACUUGGUGCUGGGGUGUAUGUACAGCUUGGGACUCCUUAUACCCUACUUGAGUUCUUACCUGAGACACCAGGGGCGCAGCAGCACACGCCACUCGGAGCUGGGAUGGAUAUUCACUGCGGGGCGCACUCCCACACUCUGUCAUGCGGCUGCUGCUGCUGUUGCUGUUGUCACUGCUGUUGUUCUUGCUGCUAUUGCUCCUGCUGCUGCUGCUCCUGCCAUUCCUCCAGCAGCUGCUGCGUUUGCUUCAGCCGUUGCAGCUGCCUCACCCGCCCCUAACACCGCUGCUGCUGUUGCUGCUGCUGCUGCUGCGCGCUGCAGGUCGCGUUGCAGCAGCAGCAACCGCAGCAGAGGCAGCUCUGGGCAGCUGCCAGCGGAGUUCGGCGGAGUGCUGGUCAGUUCUGAGGCCGCACUUCACGCCCAGCAGCAGCAGCAGCAGCAGCAGCAGCAGCAGGGGUGCGGCUUAUGUGAGUCAGAGAAGCACCAAAGUGGCAGCAGCUCUUCAGGUGUCUUCAGCGUUUGGCUGGUGUAUGUGCUGCUUGGGCUGUCUGUACACCUCACCACUGUUUUCUGGGAAGCAACAGCAGCAACUCUUGUGGGGCCCCACCUCACAUAUGACCCCGAAGCAGCAGCACUUGCUGCAGCACGCCAGCAGCAGCAGCAAGCGCCCCCCCACCACCACCUGCAGCAGCAGCUGCAGCAGCACCUGCAGCACCACCUGCAGCAGCAGCAGCAGCAGCAGCAACUGGGGGCAGCAGCAGCUCUUAUUGACCUUGGAAUGACUGCGCUGGGCGGGGGUCUUGCUGCUGUUGCCAGCCUCAUAGGCCGCGUUGGCUGGGGCCUGAUAUCUGACAUUUGGGGAGGGGUUGCUGCAAUAGUGGUGGCGGAGAUAUCGACGCCGUCGACGUUCAGCUGUCUGUACACCCUGGCGUACACCUCGAAGCCGGCCAGCGCGUGUCUGUCUUCAUUUCUUUUAACUCUUCUUUAUCCCAGCGUGGGCCUCAGUGGCUGCACAGCCUUGGCUGCCACUUUCGCCACUUUGUCUUUUCUUCUUUGCCUCGGACUCCCCGCCAAAACUAACCCGCAGCACAAACAGCAGGCCCUCUGGCUGCAGCAAAGCCCCGCAAAGGCCCGCUCCGCUUGA
Eimeria tenella is the source of this 1908-nucleotide messenger RNA. RefSeq lists its product as uncharacterized. The transcript has 4 exons. Lineage: Eukaryota; Apicomplexa; Conoidasida; Eucoccidiorida; Eimeriidae. Bases 1 to 1908 code for a protein of 635 amino acids. The record is from RefSeq and is a predicted model, not a curated record.